AUGACUGCAGAUCCUGUUGGCAUGGACCAAGAAUUACCCUCCAUCCACGUGCUCAAGACGGUGGACCGUCGAAAUGUUUGCGUGGGCGGAGGAUCUGGAAAAACGGGAGGCCUUUACCCUACGUGCUGUGUCUACUCGCCCACCGAUGCGAAGAAGAUUGUCGGUGGUUGCAGUGACGGGUCGGUUCAGCUCUUCUUUGACAAGGCACGCUUCAUGCGACCGGACAGGAUCCUCCGAAGUGCCCACACAGAACCUCUCACAGACGUGGGCUUCAUACCGGAGGGCAGCGAGAGCAACCUCCUUGUGACUCGGUCACUGGACAACUCCAUGAAAGUCUGGGACUGCCGGAUGCUCUCAGAUGCCAAGGGCCCUGUGAAGGUCUUCGAUGAUUUGCGAACAGCACACGAGAAGACCGGCAUCUGCACGUCGCCAGACGGGCGCUACUUGGUGACGGGCACUUCCCUUGCCAAGGGGGCUUUAGGCUCCGCAACCCUGCGACUCUACGAUGUGAAGACCUUUGGUUUAGUGAAGAGCCUGGACUUCGGCAAGAAGUCGCCGCUCCGGGUGGUGUGGCAGAAAGACUUGAACCAGCUCGUCGUGACCACAACCGUUGGCGAAGUGUUCAUGCUCUACAGCCCUUUCUCUUCCAGGAAAGGUGCGCUUCACUUCGUGGGACGAAAGGCCAAGACCAAGUCCGUGUACAGUAGCAUCGAAGAAGAUGGACAGGGUUCCGGUCCAAUCUUCAACAUGACAGACCCGGCAGAAAUGCAGCGCUUCUACCAGACAGGGCAUGGCGACAUGUAUAAAAUUCGGCGAGGAGAAGCUCGAAAGGUGAACAAGAACAUGACGCCAACAAGGCCUGACGAGGCGGGAACGAAGAUGCCAGAUCAAAAGUUCGGCGACUUUGCUGCCUUGGCCAUCAAGGCUGGCGCGCAGACGCUGCACUUGAACAACACUCGCGUCACAGACACAGACUCCCAGAAGGCCCUUCUAGAGUACCAGGACAAGAUAUCAGCAGAUGCGGCGAAGACCUCGCUGGUAGAUCGUGCAUAUUCGAACAACCAGCCCACGAAGAUCUUAGACUGGUCCGAAGAGCAGUCGGAGGGUGACAAGCGCAUGAUGUUAGCCAUGAAAGGGGAGUUCUGCCGGAAGUGCGGCAUGAAGAAUUGCCGCUGCGUGGACUACUCCAGAUACGGUGAAGGGUCGAAGAAGCAACGCAUAGCGUAG
This is a messenger RNA of Symbiodinium necroappetens, 1227 nucleotides long. The record is from the annotation of a GenBank genome assembly. NCBI's taxonomy places the organism in Eukaryota, Dinophyceae, Suessiales, Symbiodiniaceae.